Molecule: messenger RNA, 8119 nt
Organism: Morone saxatilis (striped sea-bass)
Lineage: Eukaryota; Metazoa; Chordata; Actinopteri; Moronidae
Gene: tep1
Product: telomerase-associated protein 1
Exons: 53
Coding region: 167-7687 (2506 amino acids)
Biological process (GO): telomere maintenance via recombination
Cellular component (GO): telomerase holoenzyme complex
Molecular function (GO): telomerase activity; telomerase RNA binding; protein binding
Source: RefSeq, a predicted model, not a curated record
UCAACCAGCUGGUUUGUUGAGGAAAUAAACAGUAAAUCAGGAGCUGUUCUCCCUCAAUAGGCCUCAGAAACAGAUGUUAACACAGCUGUACAUCAGAUAGGAACAUUACACACCAGAGGACACCUUUGUUCAGUCUUCCCUCCGUCAGUGGAGAUUAAAUUGCGAGAUGAGGGCGUUGACUUUGCAGCAGGCAAAUGUGGCCCAUGGAGAGCCGCAGCAGGCCACAUGUGGGAGAAGUUUGUCUUCCAACUACGCUCCUCUGAGUCUGGAGAAUAAGUUCUUAGCUCAGACCUCCACCGUGAUGCCUCAGUCCUGGUCUCCACUCUUGAACUCUGCUGCACAACCCUCCUCUUGCCCCUCUCUGCAGCCCUCCAGCCUGUCUUCCACCUCCGCUUCCUCCCUUCUCACCGCCUCAUCCUCCCUUCUCUCCGCCUCCUCCCUCGCCUCUCCUCUCCUCAGCACCGAGAACAAGCUCCUGGAAAGCCAUUCACCUCUAUCUUUUUCCCUGACCUCUGUCCCUAACGACUCUCUGCUCUCCACCUCCCUGGCCGGCAGUGCUCUGCUGAGUCGCUUUGCUCACCCCCCUUCGUUCCUACAUCACGUUCUGGGUGGAGAACAGAAGAAGAGGGAUGACGGAGAAGAGGAAGGCAGAGAGGAGACAUCUGAAAUGAUGCAGUCCUGUUUCGAAGAAAUAAGUGUGACUCAAUCUGAGGAAGAUGAUAUUUUGCCCGAAGUGGAGGUGGAUGACGUUGCUGGGACAAACAUGGAAUUACCUGUCCUGGAAACAGAGUUAGGCAACCAGGAACUUGAACCUGCUUUGGCCAUCAGACAGGAGGAAUUUGCUGAGGUUGAAAGAGAAGAUAAUAAGAUCGAAGAGGAGCUAAAAGACAAAAAGUAUCUCCUGCUGAACGAGGUGUGUUGCUCCCUGGUCAAUAAAAGCACAGCUCCGGGCCAGACGGACUGGGACGCAAAGGACAGUGUUUGGACCAAGAUCACAAACCUGGCGAAGGACAUUUCUGUCUAUGACCCGCAGUUUCUUCUCAAGGUGGCAGUUUACACUCGACAGCAGCUGAACAUCCGCAUCACAGCAAACUUCUUAUUGGCUCUGGCUGCCAAUCAGGCCUCCACCAAGCCACAUGUCCGCAGAUACUUCUGUGCCGCUGUGCAGCUGCCCUCAGAUUGGCUGGAAGUCGUCAGAAUGUAUAGUACAUGCUUUAGCCGCUCCCUGCCAAUGUGCCUGAAGAAGGCAAUGGCUGACAAGUUCAAGCAGUUCAGCGAGUAUCAGCUGGCCAAAUACAACACACGCAAACACCGCUGUAAACACAACCGCAACAAGCCCAAAGCCAAGAAACCAAAUGGUCAGACGCUGAAAAAGUGGGCGAACUUGCUCAGAUCAGAUGCAUCUAUUCUGUCAAAGUUUUUGCAUACAGAGAGCAGCAAAGUGGUGGUGGUGGAUAAAAAGCAGGGUGAGUUCAGUAUGAAGAAGAUGAUCAAGAAACUCCACAUUAAAGAACCGGCUGAACACGUUAUGGCCAUCCUGGGAAAAAAGUAUCCUGCUGACCUGAAGACAUUCACCCACAGUGGAAUGAAGGGCGUUUGGGAAAGGGAGAGAGCCGGGAAGCGGAUGAAGCUCAAAGAGCCAGAGACCUGGGAACGGCUGCUCAGUCAGCAGGGCAACAAGGCCGCCACCUGGGAAAAGCUCAUAGACAAUAAGUCUCUUCCAUUCAUGGCGAUGCUGAGAAACCUGAGGAACAUGAUCACUAAGGGAAUCAGCGAGGCUCAUCACAAGAAGAUCCUCAGCAGGCUGACCAAUAAGAAAGCAGUUAUUCAGAGUCGACAGUUUCCCUUCAGGUUCCUCGCUGCCUACAAAGUCAUCAUGGAGCUUCACACUAUGGCCUCAGUAUCAACGCAGGCACUCCCCCCUGUUAAAGAGAUCCUGAAGGGCAUCCUGAAGAAGAUUCCCAAGGGCAAGCGCUUCAAUCGUCUGGACUGGGAUACGACUGCGAGGAGCAGGAUCAGGGUGACGCUCGGAGUGCCAUUUGUCUAUCGACUCUACCGAAUAAAGAAGACCCAGCUCCUAAAGGCCAAUCAGAGGGAGUACACAGUCGCUCUCUUGGACCGCUACCGCAAAGCUCUGGAGACGGCGGUUCAGAUCUCCUGUCGUUACAAUGUGCCCCCACUACCUGGACGGACCAUUAUCCUGCUCUCCACUAACAUCAGCACCGAUCCGCUCCCGAAACAGGACUUCUGCCUCCCACCAGAUCCUGAGCAAAAAAAUAAGGAAGAGGAAGAGGAGAAGGAAAAGGAAAAGGAAGAAGAAGAGAAAGAGGAAGAGGAAGUGUCCUGCAAGAGAGGGAGGAGAGGGAGGAAGAAAAAAGAGGAGGAUGACGAGCUCACUCCUUCUAAAAUGGAGGUGGCAGUUUUACUCUCUCUAAUGAUUGCCAGUAGUGCAGAGGACUUUCAGCUCCUCUUAACUCGUUGGGAUGACAGCCAACAAGUCGAGCUGAAGUCUGAUGUUCUUUUGGACAACGUCAGGAGUGUGAUGAAGAAAAUAAAGUCACUUGAUAGGAUGCCAGAGAAAGAAGAACGAGAUGAACUCUUCACGAUUAUCACCAAGAAUAACAAGGUGGACAACAUCAUCGUGUUGACUGAUGGCUGGAUCUCAAAUAAUAUCAGUUGGACCGUCAACAACUACAAGAGGGAAAUAAACAACAAAGCCCUCGAGGUGCAAAUCUACUUUUCAGAGGGAUACAGAGAGGACGUUCCUGACAGAAACUGUGUGCAGCUGACGGGUUUCAGUGAACAAAUGCUGAGGUUUGUGGCAGAACGAGGAUCAUCCAGGCUCCUCGACCAUGUGGAGCAUUUAGACAAACUGUACAACAUCCCACCACCAGAAGGAGCUAAAGGCCCUCAGACCACCAACGAUAUCGCUACAAUACCACCCAGCCCCAAGUUAAGGUGGCGAGGUGUACGUGUGUUCAUCUCCUCCACCUUCAGAGACAUGCACGCUGAACGCGACAUCUUGGUGCAGAGCGUGUUCCCAGAGCUCCGGCGUCGUGCUGCGCCACACUGCCUCUACCUGCAGGAGGUGGAGCUGCGUUGGGGUGUGACAGAGGAGGAGUCGGGGCGGGCCACCGAGCUGUGCCUGUCAGAGGUGUGUCGCAGCCAGAUGCUGGUAGGAAUCCUGGGGGAGAGGUACGGCCUGGUGCCUCCCAAACUUGACCUCCCUGACCUUCCGCAGUACAGCUGGCUGGCGACGGCCCCACCGGGCCUGUCCAUCACGGAGAUGGAGAUCCGUCAGUUUCAGGCUCUUUACCCCGACACAGACCACCAGCGAAUGUUCUGCUACUUCAGAGAUCCAAACAUCAUCAAAUCAGUUCCAGUGGCUUGGAGAUCUGACUUUGUUCCUGAAUCAAAGGAGGCUGAGUCUAAAAUGGCGUCUCUGAAGAGAAUGAUCCGAUCUGAAAUCAAGGUUGUUGAAAAUUACCGGUGUGAGUGGGGAGGUGUUGUGGAGGGAAAACCGUAUCUGAAAAACCUGGAAGACUUUGGCAAAGCUGUGCUGGAAGACCUGUGGAUGGCUGUAGUAAAGCAGUUUGUGGAGGAGGAUGAUGAGGACGAGGACGAAGCUGUGUUCGAUGUGGCUAUGCAGGAGGUGCACCAGGGGGCGCUGCAGAGGCAGUUCUUCGGCAGGGCGAAGCAGCUGGUCGGGGCUGUCGAGAUAGUGGAGCAGGUCCAGACCAAAGGAGGACUGAUGGUGGUAGAGGGAGGACCUGGAGAGGGAAAAACUGUCUUCAUGGCUGCUCUAGCAGGAGCCCUCAGGACCGGAGUUAAAUCCAGGACAAACUUCGUCUGUGAUGUGAUUUCCUACUCUACAGCUGCCAGCCAAUCAGCACGCUCUGUGGAAACCCUGCUUCAAUGUCUCAUUCAGUUGUUAAGGGAGAUAAAAGAUACUGAGGAGGAAUCACCUCUUCCCCAUUCUUACAAAGAUUUGCUGUCAGAAUUUCACUCUAGCUUGAGUGACAUGAAGAAGAAAAAACCUCUGGUGCUGGUAGUUGAUGGGGUGGAUCUUGUCCGAGAUGGCAAAGGUCAGCUGAGCUCUGAUUGGAUACCACAGCAGCUCCCACAGGGUGUUUGUUUGGUAGUGAGCAUCACAUCCAAAGCGGCACUGUUACAAACCCUGGCGAAGAAAAAAAGCACUGUCCUGUUUGCCCUGGGACAGCUUACCAUGCCGGACCGGAAGGAGAUAGUUCAGAAGGGCCUGGACACGUUCGGGAAGAAACUCAGUGAUUCUGCAUUCAACAACCAGCUCCAGACGCUGAUCAUGAAGAAGGGAGCAGUGAGUCCUCUCUACCUGCACCUGGCCUGUGAAGACUUACGGAACUUUGCCUCCUUUGAUAAGUUGAAGGAGAACCUUCAGGAAUUGCCUCAGUCUCUGAGCCAGUUGGUGCAGUAUAGCCUGGACCGACUCUGCUCGCAGUACAGAGGCUUGCUGGGACUCCGCUGGGCUCUGGCAGUACUCACUGUCAGCACCGCUGGCCUGAGGGAAAGAGACUUGUACUCUGUACUGAACACAUGCAGCGACCUAUCCUCAAAGGACGGACAGGUCACAUGGCAGGAAUUACUGCAUCUGUCCAGGAAGCCCUUAGGACGUAUUCCCAUGGCAACUUUCACCCAUAUAGUGCACAGUUUAAAAAGUCUGAUUGGUCCGUCUAAUAAUGACACUGACGACCUCCUGGCUCUAACCAAUCCGGAGGUGAGGGCAGCCUUUGAGGACUUUCUCCUCCCAACAAAAAGUGACAGAACCAGAGCUCACCUCGUACUGGCAGCUCAUCUGUGGGCAUUAGCCGACCAGCAGGGCACUGAUACCUUCCUUCACUGUGAGGCCAACUCUGUCAUGCAUCUGCCUUCCUGCCUGUUCUCCUCUGAACCAACCUGUUUGGUUCUGAGUUCAGAUGGAGAGCUGAUGGUGGUUGGCACUGGACAGGGAAUGUUGCAUUUCAUCAACACACAGACCGGACAAGAACUGAAAUCGCUGGUGAGCAGCUGUGACGGCAUCUCAAGCUGUAUCUUCCUGAAGGAUGGACGUCUUGCUACCACCUCCUUUGAUGGACGAAUAGAGAUCUGGGACAUCGAGAAUCUAUGCAGGACUGCUCUUAUUGAAGCCCACACUAAUGUGAUAACAGCAAGUGACAUCAGUGUGGACAGGAAGCACAUUGCCACUGUGUCUCUGGACUUCAUGCUGAAAGUGUGGUCCUCUGCUAAAGGUCAUGAGGUAGCGGCCCUGCCCAGCACCAGCCCUUUGAACUGUGUUGCCUUUGACCCCGAGGAUCACCUGCUGGCUGCUGGUUGUUGGAAUGGGAAUGUGAUUGUGUGGAACUGGCUCCAGAAUAAAACUGUAAUGUCCCUGUCUGGUCACCAGCGGUCAGUGCGCAGUCUCUCCUUCUCUUCCUCCUCCUCCAUGCUCUGCUCUGGCUCUAUGUCUGGCGAGGUCAGGGUGUGGUCAGUGCCCACCUCCACCUGCGUGGGAUGUUUCCAGGCUCACUCCGGGGCCACAGAGGCCCUCACCUUCCUGGAUGAAGGAAGCAUGCUGCUGAGUGCUGGCUCCGACCACACGCUCCAGCUCUGGUCAGGAGGACUUGGACGUUCGGUCAUUGCAUUAAAAAGUGAUGAAUACGAUCUGGCGCCUCCUGUGAAGAAACGGAAGUCUGUGAUGUCUGAGCCUGCUGCUCUGUGUGUGGCUGUUAAUGGAGACUAUGCUGCUGUUGGAUACCAUGGCGAUGGCAUCAAACUCUUCAGUCUUGAUUCAGCUGAGAAGAUUUGGGCCUCCAAGGACCGUGACGUGUCUGUACUGUGCCUGCUGUGGGUCGUUCUGAACGCAGAGCAGACUGAACCCGAGCUGCUGGUGUCUGCAGGAAGUGACAAACUUCUGCGGGUCUGGAAGGGUAAAGACGGAGAGGAGGGGAUGCAGGGAGGCCUAAAAACGGUGGGAAUGUUUGGUGUGCAAGGAGUCAUCCUGGCAUUAGCGCAAAACUCUACAUACCUGGCCACAGCUUCAGAUGACUUCACCAUUGUCCUGUGGUUGUUGAGUGAGCUGGCCAUGAGUGACCCCUUGCUUGAGCCUCAUGCAAUUUUGAGGGGCCACGGUGGGGGAGUCACCUGUCUGGCUUUCAGCCCUGAUGGUGGACAGCUGCUGUCCGGUGGAAAAGAUAAGGCCAUGAUGGUGUGGGAUGUGAGUGUUUCUCCUGCUGUUCUCUCCAAGUCGCUCCCUCACUCUCACAGAGACUGGAUCACCGGCUGUGUUUGGACUCCAGACUGUGUGAUUAGUUCUUCAAAUGAUGGGAGGCUGUGUUUAUGGGAUCUGCAGGCGGGCCAACAACUCAAAGAAAUCUCCUGGAGGAGUCCUCUUACAUCCAUCUGCUGUCUGGGACAGUAUGUGAUCGCCGGCUGUGCAGAGGGAGCGCUACAUGUUUGGACCUGGGAAACAAACACAGAAAUCUGCCACAUUGCUGCACACAAGCAGCGUAUCCACCACUGCUAUCUCCUACCAAAUACAGACGUAAACAAAGAAGUCAACGCAGCAGAAAUGACUGUUUUCACCGCGUCUGAUGAUGGCACAGUGCAGCUCUGGAAACCACUACAGGUGGAGCACUUCAGCACCUUCCAGGGUCACAGCGGGGCGAUACACGGAGUCGUGCGCAAAGAAGGACUCCCAGAAUUCCUCACUGUUUCUGAAGACUGCUCAUUGCGGUGCUGGACAUGGACAACAAAGUGUCCUCCCACACUGAGAGGCUCAGUCUCCGCUCUGUGCUUCUCUCCGAGAGAUGAUUUGGUUCUUUCUGGUUAUGAGUCCGGCUUGCUGGAAAUAUGGCAGCACAACACUGUGGUUGGUCACAAGCAGACUUCAGACAGCGCCAUCACAGCGAUCUGCUCCAUGCCCGAUAACCAGUUUGCUGUCAGCUACAUGAAACCUGUUGUUGAUGUGUGGAAGCUGGUGUGGAAUCAACAACACAGCACCGCAAGCCUGGUGAAAGUAAACACUUACAAAGUGACAGAGACAGUGGUCCGCCUCAACUACUGCACAGUGCUCAUCGGUGUGUCAAAAAAUGAAACAAUAUUUGGCGUCACAGCCAGUGAGGACGACAGGUGGUCGCAAACGACCAAUAGUUGGCACGAAAGUGUCCGUAUUUUGGGGUUGAUCCACAACGACGAGAAAAGCAUUUGGCUGGUGGGCGAAUCCAAGGGAGAAGUUCACAUUGGCUUCUUUUUUGCCAUGGGUCCCAAAAGUAAAUUCCAUUCGGCUUUCAGCUCGAUGGAACUAGAGGUCGAGGAUGAGGAGGAGAAGAAGGGGAGCAUGAUAUCAGCUAUAACCAUGAACAUAGAUUUUGUGGUGUGCGGAGACGUGAAGGGCAACAUGUGGUUCAUCCAGCCUCCUAAGACUUCCACGUGGAGAAACAGAAAACCUGCCCACAGUGACAGGAUCAGUGUGCUGAGACUCACUGAGCGCACCAUCAUCUCCGCCUCCUAUGACAGGACAGUGAAGCUGUGGGACAGAAACACCAAGAAGCAGGUGGGGAUGUUUGUAUGCGGAGGACCUGUUGUGCAUUUGGAGGUGAACCCUGAAAAGCCCACUGAAUUGGUUUGUGGUGACCGACAGGGAAAGAUCUACUUCCUCUCCUGGAAAGAAUAAUCCACAAAAUAUUACACGUCAGAAUUUAAGAAGAAAAAAACCUAUAUCACUGUAAUGUUUCAGUGACGGUGAAUCAGCAAGAAAUGUAUUAAAAAAAGGUGAAAUAUAUUUACACCACACACAGUGAUAAGUAUGUAUGUAAUCACUGUAAUGCAACGUUUACAUGUGCCUUUAAUUUAGAUGGCAAAAAACCUGCAAAUGUAACAAACAAGUAGGUAAAAAUAAGCUAAAUAUUAUCAGUUAUAGUUUUGUAUGAGCUGAGUUAUUUCUUUUAUUUGGAAAUAGGAAUGUGGGAUAUGAUACACUUGAAGUUAAAUAUGAAUGUAAGAACCACGAAUGAUUCAUAAGAUGUUCAUAAGGGCACUUUGUUGUUUGGUUUAAUUAAUCUUUGAAUGAUUUUCCCAAUAAAUAUUGUACUUUCUUCACUUUUUA